Messenger RNA from Annulohypoxylon maeteangense, 1178 nucleotides. RefSeq names its product SYF2 splicing factor. The transcript has a single exon. Gene Ontology annotation, cellular component: catalytic step 2 spliceosome; Prp19 complex; post-mRNA release spliceosomal complex. NCBI's taxonomy places the organism in Eukaryota, Fungi, Ascomycota, Sordariomycetes, Xylariales, Hypoxylaceae. The coding region runs from base 80 to 1090 and encodes 336 amino acids. The record is from RefSeq and is a predicted model, not a curated record.
CAUGUCCAUAUCAACAAAUUCGAAAAUACAUCACAAUUCGGAAGACUUCUAAUCACCUUCAACAAAUUUAAUAUCAGCCAUGCCACCUGCGAAGAAGCGAAAGACCACAAAGGGUGCGAAGGCCGCGAAGGCCGCCGCUAAAGUAGAAGAUGCACCUGCACCUGCACCUGCACCCACACCGGCACCGGCAGUAGAGAUAGUCGAGCAGGUCCCUUCAACCAACGACGAGAUCCCCCAAGAACAAAACACAAGCAAGCCAAGCGAACCUACACAGACGGAGGAGCCUAUAUCCACAGAAACUACAAUAGAAACGGCAGAAAAAGCAGCCAGCUCCGCCGCCGGCGCUGCGGAAAAAGCUAAAGAUCGAAUGGCACGCUUCCGCGCGCUACAAGCCCGGGCCAAGUCAUCCUCAGACCAGAACCUCGCGGAAGCGACCAAGGAGUCGCAGCGAUUAGCAACAGACCCAUCUGCACUCGUAGCCCUGAACCGACGGCGCGACAUCGCCUCGCACAAGCUGCUGAAGGCGGAGACAGAGGAGGCGGGCGACGACUUCGAGCGUAAGCGCGCGUGGGACUGGACCGCGGAAGAGAGUGAGCGCUGGGACAAGCGCGUCAAGAAGAAGGCCGCGCACCGCGACAACAACGCGUUCCAAGACUACCGCCAGGAGAGCAACAAGGUGUACAAACGCCAGCUGCGCGACAUGGCCCCGAACCUCGAGCGCUACGAGAAGGACAAGAUGGCCGCUAUCGAGAAGGCCGCUGCGUCUGGCGGCCUGGACAUCAUCGAGACCGACGACGGCGAACUGAUUGCCGUGGAUAAAGAUGGAAGCUUCUACUCGACGGCAGACUCGACCGCGUUCGCGGAGAAUAAACCUGAUAAGGCGGCGGUCGAUAGGUUGGUGGGAGACUUGCAGAAGGCGGAGGAACAGAGGCUGCGUAAGAGGAGGGAGAGGAUGGCGCAGAAUGGCGAUGAGGGCGACGUGACUUACAUCAAUGAGAAGAACAAGCAGUUCAACCAGAAGUUAUCGAGGUUCUACAACAAAUACACGGCGGAAAUCAGGGAUAGUUUCGAACGUGGAACUAUGAUUUAAAGAGUAGGAGUUGGAGUAAGAGGGAGGUAUAUUGUAGUAUUGAGGGAGCAGCGGCAGUGCUCCAUCGCUCAUGGUGCAUGAAUAGAUC